This is a messenger RNA of Chenopodium quinoa (quinoa), 1273 nucleotides long. Its product is annotated as soluble inorganic pyrophosphatase 1-like. The record is from RefSeq and is a predicted model, not a curated record. Gene Ontology annotation, molecular function: inorganic diphosphate phosphatase activity; magnesium ion binding. The transcript has 10 exons. Gene Ontology annotation, cellular component: cytoplasm. Gene Ontology annotation, biological process: phosphate-containing compound metabolic process. Bases 367 to 1032 code for a protein of 221 amino acids. NCBI's taxonomy places the organism in Eukaryota, Viridiplantae, Streptophyta, Magnoliopsida, Caryophyllales, Amaranthaceae.
AAAAAUAGGAAAAUAAGCGGUGGAAUAAAUUUCAUUAUAAUUUAGUUUUUCCCUUAAAAAUGGCAGUGAAAGUGACAGAGAGCGGGAACGCGUAGCUCUUUCUCCUUCCUCUCUCUGCUUUGCUAAUUGCUUUGCUUGAGCUGACAGUCAUUUCUCAUCUUUCUCUUUUUUUUUUCUCUCUCCUUCCCUUCUUUAUUAAGCUUAAAUACCAAGCCAUUUCCCAUUUCUCGAGAUCUGAGCUUCUUUCUCUCGUUUCUUGCUUCUUCCUUCACUUUCCCCUCUUCUAAUUUCCCAGUUUGUUUUUUUGCUUGGAGUUUUUUCAAGUGUUUGCAACCCUUUUGUUAGUUACCGUCUCGGCUAGAAAACAUGGUUUCUCCCAUUGAGACUGAGAAACAGACACAGGAGGUUGAAAAGCCGACGUACAAGUACUCCAGACAUCCGUGUUUGAAUGAGAGAAUUCUUUCGUCCAUGACCCGGAGAUCAGUUGCUGCACACCCUUGGCAUGAUCUUGAGAUUGGUCCUGGAGCUCCUGUUAUUUUCAACUGUGUCAUUGAAAUAGCUAGAGGGAGUAAGGUCAAAUAUGAACUAGACAAAAAAACUGGUUUAAUUAAGGUUGAUCGUAUCCUUUAUUCAUCAGUUGUAUAUCCCCACAACUAUGGAUUCAUCCCUCGAACACUUUGUGAAGACAGUGACCCCAUGGAUGUCUUGGUGAUCAUGCAGGAGCCUGUUCUCCCAGGAUGCUUCUUGCGAGCAAAAGCCAUUGGAUUGAUGCCAAUGAUUGAUCAGGGGGAGAAAGAUGACAAGAUAAUUGCUGUUUGUGCUGACGAUCCUGAGUACCGUCAUUACAAUGACAUAAAGGAACUCCCACCACAUCGUUUGGCUGAAAUACGUCGCUUCUUUGAAGAUUAUAAGAAAAAUGAAAAUAAGGAAGUUGCGGUUGAUGAUUUUCUGCCUUCAGCAUCAGCUCAUGAGGCAAUCCAGUAUUCCAUGGAUCUUUAUGCAAAUUAUGUUGUGGAGACUUUGAGGCAGUAGCAUUCCUUCAUCGACUGCAUAUCCGUGGAAGUUUUGUAUUAUAAGCUUCUUAUACUGAAGAUUUUUUCAAACGGCUGUAUACCGUCUUCUGUUGAAAUGAAAAACAGUAAUGUAGAAACCUUGGUGACACUCAUUUAGAUGCUUAUUAUCCAAGCUGAAUGCUUACAUGUGUGUAAUAACAAUCGUAAGCGUUGUAAUGGUCCUCAAUUUCUUAUAUGAAUUGCUUUUCUUCAGUAUGCUA